CAUUUCAUUACCGUUAGAAAAAGAAAGUCCGAAAGCCAAUCUCUCUGCUACUCUCCUGAACCGGUUUUCAAGUAUCGACCUUUCUUCCCCAACUUUGUUCUUCCCCUGCUUUCCUGUUUCAUGCAGCUCUUCUUUCUGGAUUUCCCUGCGUUUGUUUUGAGUUCUCUAGUCGCCUCCAUCUUUAGCCACUCUUCCUUGUCUGGUUCUCCUUAGUCUCUGCUGUCUUGUUAGUAGUCGCCCCAAUACCAUUCCUUUCCCGGCGGCUCUUCUUGCUCGGUGGUUGAGGCAGAGGGUUCCAUGGAUGGAUUUGCAGCUUGUGGUGGGUUAGCAGAUUCUUUACUAUGGUUGCAUGAUGAUUUCAACCCCCAGCAAUACAACAAUUCAGUUUCUAUCGAUGCUCAGCCAUCAAGUUAUGUUGGGAGUCCAAUAUCAGCUAAGCGAAAAGUGAGAGAGAUAGAACGAAGAGUUACAUGGAGCGGUUCGUCAGAACCAUCAAAUGAGGACGAAGAAGAUGCUGAGACAGAAGCAGGACCUUCUGAGCAGAGCACUAACCCUGCUGUUGAUGUCAAACGUGUUAGAAGGAUGGUUUCCAACCGGGAGUCUGCUAGACGAUCGCGAAGAAGGAAACAAGCUCAUUUGGCUGAACUGGAAUCGCAGGUAGAACAACUGAUAGGAGAAAAUGCAGCUAUGUACAAACAGCUUUCCGAAGCUACUCAACAGUAUCGUGAUGCUGAUACGAGUCAUCAGGUGCUGAAAUCGGAUGUUGAAGCCUUGAGAGCCAAGGUUAAGUUGGCUGAAGACAUGGUAGCUCGUGGAACGUUUAGCAGUACCAUGAACAGUCUCCAUCCAAACAACCCACCUGCUGCAACACCUCAGCUUCUGAACACUCCCGACCUUCAUCCUCCUCGAAUGGCAAACGUGUCGCCAACCAUUACAGUACAAGGAGAUGAGAUAUCUUACGACGGACUCAAGAUUCCAGCACAGAAUUCUGGACUCGGGAUGGGGAUUAACAACGUCGACCUCAGCAAUGGAAGUAUCAACAACGCUGUUCUUAACGAGGUUGUCAGCUGUGUAUCAACAGAUAUCUGGCCUUGAACCAGGUUCCUUCAAAUCACCAUCUUCUGACAAUGUACAGUCUGGUAAAUUGGUGAUCUGUUGUUAUGGAUCACAUUCGAAUAAGUGCCUCCGUGCAGUUUCUAAUUUUAUGAGAACGAUGGACUUAUUAUUGCAAAAGGAAUUAUACAAUUUGGGGACAUGAGUAGAAAUGUAGAACUUAAAGGUAUCAUCAUCAUUAUUAGUCUUACAAAUCGAGUAGAGCGAAAUAAAAACUACUUAAAAUCGACAUAAAUUCGAGUAGCAAGACAUAACAACAACGAACAAAUGAAUGAAUGGUACAAAACCCGACUAUGGUCCUAACGCCCUUCGAGGUUAGGAUCGUAGCCCGGUUCGAAUGGGGUGUUCAUGACGAGGAGGGCACCAUCAUCAUGAGCUGAAACUCAUUGAAAUCAACCUUACCAUCCGAGUUCAAAUCCACACACUUGAGCAUGGCGUUGAAGUCAGAGAGAUCCCAGCUGCUGCCUCGAUCCAGACCCAAGCAAUGCAGGACUCGCUUCAGCUCGUCUGGCUCGAUGAACCCAUUCCCGUCCUGGUCGAAUAUCCUGAACGCAUCUCUCAGCAACGACGAACAAUACACAUCGCUCAGCACUUCCUCCACUCCGACCUCUCCUCCUUCUUCAUCUCCUUCUUCCUCCUCCCCUGCAACGAGGCCAAGGUUCUCGACCACCUCGCGAGCCUUGACCUUGUCGAUCUUCCCGUUGUUGGCCAUCCCAAACACCGCGGUCAGCGCCCUCAUCAUCACCUCGUCUUCCUCGUGAUCAUGUCCUUUCCUGGCCUGCUUCUGCUCCCCUGGAGCAUCCUUCUGUUCCUCGUUGUGGCGGCGGCGGCGGGAGGCUACCAUGUUCUGCAGGAUGUCUCCCACCAACCUGGAGCAAACUCCAGUGAUGCUGCUGAUCCCUAUCGUCAUUUCUUCUACGCUGAAUUCACUCUACUUACUGACACUGUCAAAUGUCAACUCUUUAUCUUUUUGUGGGUUU
This is a messenger RNA of Linum tenue, 2093 nucleotides long. Lineage: Eukaryota; Viridiplantae; Streptophyta; Magnoliopsida; Malpighiales; Linaceae. The record is from the annotation of a GenBank genome assembly.